UUUUCGUGCCUUUCACAAGACCGAGCGGUGAGACUGUCCUAUCAUAACAUGAAGUGAGCUGACCGAGGAGCACACAGAGGAUUUCACGACCUCUUUAUCGGGAUAUUUAUGGAAGUGGGAGCCGGGCUUUUUUGGAUCUUCUGACCUUUCUAUGUUCACCACAAAAGAGUCAAAAGACUACGACGGAGGUACAAUGGGAGGCUGCAGUCAAUCGAGCACACCUGCUGGCAGGGAAACAAUGAGGGUCCUCGCGCAACUGUCUUCCUCCGGGCUGGUUACCUGUGCUCUGCUUCUCAUGUUAGCGCUGUUUGGGUCUUGUCACCCGGCCAGGACCUCAGAGCAUACCAGGCUGGUCUUCAUGGAGCAAAUGGACCGCCCAGCAGUCGGGUUUAACUGGAAAAAUGUCACUUGUCCCUUGUGCAAAGCUCUCUUCACCAUCCUUGAUAUCGCUCUUCUGAGCGAUGUCAAUGAGGAGCGUGUAGCACGAGCAGUAGGUGAGGCGUGCAUCCGCCUCCAUCUGGCUGAGGAGCAGGUGUGUCGACAGAUAACGGAGCUGUUCAGGGACGACUUCAUCCGGGCACUACAGGAAUCUCUGCUGUGGCCCUCUGAGGCAUGUGCCAUUCUGGUGGGCCCCUCCUGUGGGAAAUUUGACAUCUACGCACCCUGGAACAUCAGCCUGCCUAAAGUUCCUAAACCACCCGUUAAACCACCAAGUCCUCCCAAACCUGGUUCUCCAGAGAGCAGAGUGCUGUUUCUGACAGACAUCCACUGGGACAAGGAGUAUGAGGUUGGCAGCAGUGCAGACUGUAAGGACCCGCUGUGCUGCCGCAAAGACUCGGGCUCUCCCAGUUGGAGGCGGAGGGAAGCUGGAUACUGGGGAACCUACAGUAAGUGCGACCUGCCUCUACGGACGGUGGAGAACCUUCUGGAAAACGCAGCUAAAGCCGGGCCCUGGGACUGGGUGUACUGGACUGGAGACAUACCGGCACACAAUGUGUGGUCUCAGACACGCAAACAGCAGCUUUCAGAGCUCACAACCAUCUCCAGGCUCAUCCACAAACAUCUUGGACCUAAUUUGAUGGUUUACCCGGCCAUAGGAAACCAUGAGAGUACGCCAGUGAACAGUUUUCCACCACCGUUUGUUAGGGGCAACAGAUCCAGCUCCUGGCUCUAUGAUACAAUGGUAGAGGAAUGGGCACCCUGGUUACCAGAGCAAGCUUUGCAAACUUUGAGGUAUGGUGGAUUCUACACGGUAGAGAUUCAGCCCGGUUUGAGGGUAGUCUCCCUCAACAUGAACUUUUGUGCUCGAGAAAACUUCUGGCUUAUGGUGAACUCCACAGAUCCUGCUAACCAGCUGCAGUGGCUCGUUCAUACCCUUCAGGCCAGCGAGGAUAAGGGAGAGAAGGUGCAUAUCAUUGGUCACAUCCCACCUGGACUGUGUCUUGGCAGCUGGAGCUGGAACUACUAUCACAUAGUUAAUAGGUAUGAAGGUACAAUUUCUGGACAGUUCUUUGGCCAUACACACCUGGAUGAGUUCCAGAUGUUCUAUGAUGAGGCCACCAUGUCCCGCCCACUAAGUGUGGCAUUCAUAGCUCCCAGUGUCACUACUUACGUCAAUCUAAAUCCAGGUUACCGUGUUUACUACAUGGAUGGGAACUACCAGGGCAGCUCUCGGCUUGUGCUCGACCAUGAAACGUACAUCCUGAACCUCACAGAGGCAAACCACAGUCCAGAUGAACAAGGAGGCCCAGAACAGAACCCCAAAUGGACCCUGCUGUACCGAGCCACAGAGGCUUACGGUCUGACCACUCUGUUCCCAUCCGACUGUGAUGGCCUCAUGAAGACAUUCCUCAAAGAUGACAAGGUCUUUCAAAAGUUCUGGUACUUGAGACAUAAAGGACACGUGUCUACACCCUGCAAGGAGACGUGCAAAACCACAACACUGUGCUUCCUGCGGAGCGGGCGCUACGAUGAACUUGAGCAGUGUGACCUCUUCAAUGGUUUUAAGGGACAAUUAGUCCGGGCUGCCAGAAAAACUCUUUGUUGACCUGGGAGAAGUUUGGACUGAAUGUCAGGGUGAGGACGGAGAAAUCUGACCAAAAAUGAAAUUGAGCCAAAAAAGUUCUGUAGAUGAUUGGUCUUUAAGGGUAACUGUGUCUGAUUUAUAACAUAAAGUCACUUUAUCGAACCUCACAUUGAGUCCAAAGAGUUGCCUUUUAUCAGUCAUGUCUUUACAUAAACAGUGUGACUUGCAACCUGCCCAGUUUUUCAUCUGCUGUUUUGCAAUGCCACUGGUGUAAAGAUGGCUUGUUGUUGUUCUCAAGGGUGUUUUGUUUACUUGAAAAGCAAAUAUGUGCUAGGUGGCUUGUUCAAAACUAUGAUUUUGUCAAUUCUACUGUUUUGGGUGCCUUUUAUCAGUAAGAGUAGUGUCACCAAUCCAGCAACUAUUCUGCAGAUCAGCUUUCAGCUAGUUUUGUUUGUUUAUUCAGAUUCUCCUUGUUCUUAGGGAAGAUUAGGAUGGGCUUCUUUAUAUUAGGAGAAGUUUGAAUUCAAACUGAAGAUCUUGCACAAAUUAAAGUGUUAAUGUUCUCUGGGAUUUGGUGGUUGGACAUUUGUAUAGUAGGCAUUAUCUGUAGUUGAGACUUAUGGAUAGGGUUACCACAUACAGUGUCUUGGGUCUUUAAUUUUGACUGUCCAUUUUAUUUUAGUCACUUUGUUAGGCAUCUAUGUCGAUUCACAGCACCAUCUGCCUCAGCAAAAAGGUCCUCAGACCUUUAGAAACAGUAACGCUCACCGAGUUUUACUUCUGUCUGCACUUUAAUUUAUGUCUGUCUGCUCAUUGAUGCAAAGAAGUUUGUAGAGAACAAGUUUGGUUAGCUCUGCCUGUGACAAGCUCUGGAGGUGUCUCACUGCUCUGUAUGGGAUACCCGAGGUGUGAAAUAAGCAUGAUGAGAAAUGCAACUUGUAAAAAUGGGUGACAAUGUAACGUGAUUGUAUAAUAAUGUGAAUAAAAGAUUAAAUAUG
This is a messenger RNA of Cheilinus undulatus (humphead wrasse), 3024 nucleotides long. It is a transcript of the gene smpd1, whose product is annotated as sphingomyelin phosphodiesterase 1. The record is from RefSeq and is a predicted model, not a curated record. NCBI's taxonomy places the organism in Eukaryota, Metazoa, Chordata, Actinopteri, Labriformes, Labridae. Gene Ontology annotation, cellular component: lysosome. The transcript is spliced from 9 exons. The coding region runs from base 152 to 2047 and encodes 631 amino acids. Gene Ontology annotation, molecular function: acid sphingomyelin phosphodiesterase activity. Gene Ontology annotation, biological process: sphingomyelin catabolic process; ceramide biosynthetic process.